Malania oleifera is the source of this 3801-nucleotide messenger RNA. RefSeq names its product lysine-specific demethylase JMJ28. Gene Ontology annotation, cellular component: histone deacetylase complex; chromatin. The transcript has 13 exons. Gene Ontology annotation, molecular function: histone H3K9 demethylase activity; chromatin DNA binding; transcription coregulator activity. Bases 369 to 3422 code for a protein of 1017 amino acids. NCBI's taxonomy places the organism in Eukaryota, Viridiplantae, Streptophyta, Magnoliopsida, Santalales, Ximeniaceae. Gene Ontology annotation, biological process: regulation of transcription by RNA polymerase II. The record is from RefSeq and is a predicted model, not a curated record.
ACCCACAAAACGAAAACAGAGAAAGAUUAGGGGACUGCCAAAUUUAGAAGAGAUUUGAACUGGAUAUUGAUUUUGGAUUGAUAUAACCCGCAAGAAGUGAUAAUUAUAUCACUCCCUGAUUCCCACCAGUGAAGAUUUCAAAUCGUUUUUGAGAUCAGAUUGGACUUUCCAUUUGAAAUAUUUCGAAAAUAUACGCAACUGUUGCUCUCAAUAAAUACCCCUAAAAACAAUUACUUUUCCUUCUGAGAAAUACUCAGUGGGCAGUCUGAAAGGGGGACGUCUUUUCUGGGUUCCUCUGUGUUUCGGCUUUGCAUUUUCCCUGCAAAUUUUCUCGAGAAAAAAGAAAGGAAAUUUUCCAGGGAGAGGGAAUGGAGGAAGAAGAGGCCUUGCCGGACCAUCUCCGGUGCGCUAGAACCGACGGCCGUCAAUGGCGGUGCACUAGGCGAGUCAUGGACAACAAGAAGCUCUGCGAAAUUCACCAUCUGCAAGGCCUUCACCGCCAGCACAGACAGAAGGUGCCGGACUCGCUCAAGCUUCAAAGGAAGCGAAGAAGAAAGGUGAAUCGCGAUGCAGCGUUUCAGAAUCGCGCGAUUAGGGCAAAUGGAGUGGAGAAAUUGGCGAAGCGGAAGAAACGGAAGCGGCCGGUCGGAGCGUCGGAGGCUUUGGACGGAGCCUUGAAGAAGAUGAAGUUGAGGAAAGGUGAUUUGCAGCUGGAUUUGAUAAGGACGUGCUUGCAGAGGCAGGUGGAGAGGCGAAGAGGGCGCGAGUUGCAGGAGAAUAGCGAGGGAGAGUUGGUGAGAGACUUGCCGAAUGGACUAAUGGCGAUUUCUUCAACUCCAUUGCCGCGGCACAUCGGCAAUGCCAGUUCUUCUGAGAUCAAAGUCGGAAUCGAUUCUAGUCCUUUCACAAGAAGGCGCUUUCGAUCAAAAAACAUAGCACCAAUGCCCAUUGGUUCAAUGCAGAUUGUACCUUACAAGCAAAAUGUGGAAAAUUUGAGGAAAGGUAAGAGGAAGAAUUGCCAUUGGUGCCGGAAGAGUUUUCGUCGGACUCUAAUUAAGUGCUCCUGUUGCCAGAAAGAACUCUUUUGCACCGACUGCAUCAAAGAACGGUAUUUUGAUACACAAGAAGAGGUUAGGAUAGCAUGUCCAGUUUGUCUACGAACUUGCAGCUGUAAGACCUGCCUGUUGGAUCAAUCUAAAGAUGUUGAAUGUAAGGAGUUUUUAAGCAACAAAAAUAAGGUUGACAGAAUUCUACAUUUUCAUUAUUUGAUAUGCAUGCUUCUUCCUGCAUUGGAGCAAAUCAAUCAAGACCAGAGCAUAGAACUUGAAAUAGAGGCGAAAAUAAGAGAUAAAACUGCUUCUGAAGUUCAGAUUCGACAGGUUGAAUUCAGCUGCAAUAAGAUAUGCUGCUGCAAUAACUGCAAGAAUUCAAUUGUGAAUUUCCACAGAAGCUGCCCAAAUUGUUCCUAUAAUCUUUGCCUUGGUUGUUGCUGGGAAUUUUGUCAAGGAAGCAUACCUGGAGGAAGUAAAGAACAUGUCUUCAAAUGUCCUACUCAAAGGAAAUCUUCUAUAUGUGGUGACAAGAAACUUUCAGAGAUGAGGCAGAUAAACGAAACUGAGACAGGGUUUGACGGAAAACAACAUGCAUCUUCAGGAACAUUUCCUAGCUGGAAAGCCCGUAAUCAUGAUGGCAGUAUAUCUUGCCCACCCACAGAGUCUGGUGGUUGUGGUGGUGGCCUCCUUGAUUUGAGAUGCGUUUUUCCCUUAAGUUGGACCAAAGAAUUGGAAACAAGCGCAGAAGAAAUAAUUUGCAGCUAUGAUUUUCCAGAAACUUCAGAUGUUUCUUCAUGCUGCGCACUCUGCAUUGACCCAGAUCACAAAGCUAGUGGGAAAAAGCAGUUGCGAGAAGCAGCUGGUAGAGAAGAUUCCAAUGAUAACUUUCUAUACUGCCCAACCAUUCAGGACAUCCACUGUGAGAGUCUUGAACACUUUCAGACGCAUUGGGCUAAGGGCCAUCCCGUAAUCAUUCGUAAGGUGAUUCUGAGUACAUCAGCUUUAAGUUGGGACCCAGUAGUCAUGUUCUGUACUUAUCUUGAAAGGAGCAUUGCCAAAUAUGCGACUUGUAAGGAAGCAGUUCAGGCUAAUUACUUGGAUUGGUGUGAGGUAGAAAUUGGUGUUCAGCAGUUAUUUAUGGGGUCUCUAGCAGGGGGAACACGUGCAAAUAUGUGGCAUGAAAUGUUGAAACUGAAGGGUUGGCUUUCUUCCCAUUUGUUUCGUGAACAUUUUCCAGACCAUUAUGCUGAAACCAUCCAUGGAUUACCGCUUCAAGAGUACCUGAAUCCCAAAUCUGGCCUACUAAACCUUGCAGUGAACUUGCCACGAGGAAUUCCUGAAGCUGACCUUGGACCAUGUAUCUAUAUUUCAUAUGGCAGUUCUCAGGAGCUUGUACAUGCUGAUUCUGUGACGAAACUUUGUUAUGACUCACAUGAUCUGGUCAAUAUUUUGGCACAUACUACGGACGUUCCAAUUUCAAAAGAACAAAUUUCUAAAAUAAAAUUGUUAUUGAAGAAAUACAGGACUCAAGAUCAGAGGGAGUCUAUGGAUCAGAAAACAGCCAAUAAAAUGAAACAAAAAUCAUCAUUGCCUGGUGAAAGCAUGAAAGAUGCUGAGCUGCAAGAUACUAUCCGAGAGACAAACUUACACCAGGGGGUUGAUAGAGUACCUUCGUCUUCCUGUGCUACGCAUGAAGUAAAUGAUAUGAGUAUCGAAAAUGGAAUUUUUUCCCAUGCUGAGAAAUAUGAUUCUGAUUCUGAAGCCUCAAUACUUUCUGGUAAAAUUUCUCAAAGCUCCUCAGAAUAUGAGGAGUCAUGUCAGGAGCAUAUAAGAAACUCUAAUUUUUUUGGCAAGAAAUUUGUGGCAGAUGCUUGCGGUGCCCAAUGGGAUGUCUUUCGCAGACAAGAUGUUCCAAAACUUCUAGAAUACCUCAGAAGACACUCUAAUGAGUUUAGGGAAACAUAUGGCUUUCCAAAGCAAGUUAUCCAUCCCAUACUUGAUCAGAUUUUCUUUCUUGAUACAACUCACAAACUAAGGCUUAAAGAGGAGUUUAAAAUUGAACCUUGGACUUUCAAGCAACGAGUUGGAGAGGCUGUCAUCAUACCUGCUGGAUGUCCAUAUCAGAUUAAGAAUCUGAAGUCAUGUGUUAAUGUGGUUAUGGGUUUCGUCUCACCUGAAAAUGUUGCCAAAAGCAUCCAGUUGAUUGAUGAGCUCCGUUUGCUUCCUGAUCAUCAUAAAGCCAAAAAAGACAAUCUUGAAGUGAAGAAAAUGUCACUGUAUAGUAUGAGUGCGGCAAUCAAAGAAAUCCGAAAGCUUACAUGUGCAGACGGACUUGCAGAAUCUUUGAUACAAACAACUGGGUUGAUAUAGCAUGAAGCGACUGUCUUGGAAUCCUACCAUUUUUACAGUCCAAGGCCAGUUUUGGGCUCAGAGGAAAAGUCACGAAGACAAAAAUUCAUAAAGAAGCAAGUUACCAAACUUCUGUUGCCACUGUUUGAUCAGUUUCUCAUCUUUGGCUGGCACAUUGGUCUUUGUUCUAAAAGAAGCAUGCAUUCCAUGCAGAAGUUUUGACUUGGCUGUGCAUUCUCUCUCUCUCUCUCUCUCUCUCUCUCUCUCACAUUUGUCAGUACAGUGAUGAAGGAAUCCAAUCCCUGCACUUUUAGUGGGGGUUCAUUCUUGUAAUCAUCAAUCUGUGGUUUUGUUGACAUAUUGAGCCGUAGCAAAUCUUUAUUUUGAUACCGCUAGAUUC